Molecule: messenger RNA, 1946 nt
Organism: Nomascus leucogenys (northern white-cheeked gibbon)
Lineage: Eukaryota; Metazoa; Chordata; Mammalia; Primates; Hylobatidae
Gene: PGCKA1
Product: PDCD10 and GCKIII kinases associated 1
Source: RefSeq, a predicted model, not a curated record
CGCGGAGCCGCUAGCGUUUCCCGGCCCGGCCGCCCGAAGCCGGCGAAGCCAUGGGCGCCGGGACCCCGCCGCCGCCGCCGCCGCCGUCGCCGCCGUCUGGCCCCAGGAAGAGAAGUUAAACUUCUAGAGAAACCUAACAGACAAUAUCCACAACAGGUGGUAACAGAAAACAAUCCAGAUGGGGUGCAGGUGCUGUAAAAUAAUACAAAGCUAUCUCUUUGAUCCAGUUCAAGUGCCCUCUCCUGGCUACAUCAAUGAAGUCAACAGCUGCAAGCUAGAUGAAGACGACACUGAUAAAUUAAAAGGCAAAUGGAGCAGUGAAGUCUUGGUGCAGAAAAAUGACCCUCAGAGGCAGGGCUCAAAGAAGACUGAGAGCAGCAGCAGGACAGCUGAUCCAUGGGAACCCCGCUGUCCUCACCAAGGGCCGCUCCCACAGGGAGACGCUGGAGGGGAACGCCACGCCUGCGGGGUCAAUGGCAUUGGCCCUGCUGCCACUCCACAGCCCACUGGGAAUUCCAACCCUGCCCAGGAUGACAGGGGCUCCUGGGCCAGUACUGCAAAUACUGUUCCCCCAACUCAACCCUUCCUGGAAGGAGGGGGCACCAGGAGACAGGACUGUGUGCUGCUGGCCUCAGAAGGGACCCAAGUCAUGAGAAAUGGAGAUUCCAGAGCUUCUUCUGAGGCAGAAAGUUUUGCCUUGGAAGUACAAGACCAUGUCUUCCAGAUACCAGCCCCAGAUUACCUUCAGCAUUGGGGCCCAGCUGGAGACAACAUUGAUCAUAAUGAAAAGGACUGUGUCUUCAAGAACCAUACUGAGGAUGAAUCCCUAGAGGGAAUUCAGCCCACAGUGGGGGAGCAUGGUUUGAAUACGCCCUUCUCUGUGAGGAGAAGCUGGGAUUCAUUGAAUGAGGAUGUGGAAACGGAAGUUCUAAGCAUCUGCUUUAAUGAGAAGGGUCCUGCUCAUGCCAUGCCUGUGGCUGACUCAGGAAACAGGCAGGAGGAUACCCAUGGCUCCGAUGGAGAUGGGGAUGGGGAGAUUGUGGACGAGGAUGCAGCGGUGGCGGAGGCCCUUGCGGCUUUAGAAGCUGCUACUGCAGGAGAAGAUUUGGAUGAGACUGAUUAGGGGAGGGGAUUUGCACAGGGAGGUAAGCUGGUGUCAUGCUGGGCUUGCAGACGCAUUUGCUCCCUGGAUGCAGAGCAGGUGAUUCUGCCAGCAUGCACCAGUGCAGCCUUACCAGUUGUUUACAUCCAGCAUCUGUUCUGAUUGUCAGCAUCUGUCCCAUGCUGCUUGUCACAUAUCUGGAGUUUCACUCCGUGUAGAUGAGCUGUCAUUCAGGACACUAGGAGAAAAAUCUGAGUGGAUCAUUGUGCCCAUAUCCACAGAAAAUGCAGAAGUUGAACUGCUUGCGUGACAACCCUCAAACAUCUUUGAGCACCUGAUACAGAUGUUUAUGAGAAUACUCUAAGAUCUCAACCCUUGAUCCCAAAGGCACAAAAUCACAGAGCAUUCCUUUUGACUGUAAACUGUUUACCUUGCUUUUGAGAGCCAAACAUUGUACCCAACCUGGAAAAAGUAACUACCCCAAUUAAAGUGCCUCAUGUGUCCCCAGAGCAUGGCUUAACUUCAGGGACAAUCACCCAGGGAACUAAUAACUAACCAGUUGUUCAACAGCGGGUUAAGCUCAGCAGUUUUCACAGUAGAGCAGAAGUCCCCAGGAAACAAAGGGUUAGUCAUUAGCUGAGAUGUGAUUUUAAAACACCUUGACCUUAACUUUUUUACAUUAUUACUUUUAAAUCUCCUUUGGGAUUGGGGAGGCUGGCCAAAAUAAGUCUUAAAACUGCUUGUGUCAUAUUUGGAUUUUAAGUUGAUGACUUUCAGAACAGCAAAGCCAUAUAUGCAAUGUUUUUAUGCCAUUAAAUGUCUGAUUCCAAUUAAAAUAUAACAA